Molecule: messenger RNA, 876 nt
Organism: Syzygium oleosum
Lineage: Eukaryota; Viridiplantae; Streptophyta; Magnoliopsida; Myrtales; Myrtaceae
Exons: 2
Coding region: 126-593 (155 amino acids)
Source: RefSeq, a predicted model, not a curated record
AGGACAACCUCGUAACGAGCAAGAAGAAACCAAGUAUCCCGAAUCUUGAAACAAACCAUUUCACUGAAACUCACUCGGCAGUUUCACCUCUACAUCCACGCAGUUGAGCUUUCAUUUCCACGAAGAUGUACAGGUCGUCGAGCUGGAACAGAGUGACGGACGAUGACUACAUGCAUGCGCCGCCGAUGGCGUCGACGAUCCUGAGGAUGGGAUCGUUCCAGGGCGACGAGCUGCCCGCUUACGACCCGGUGUCGGAGAUGACGAGGAAGGAGAAAACAAGGAACAAGCUCGCCGAGAACGGCGUCCACAUAAUACCUAUCGUAUUGCUGGUGUGCGCGGCCAUUCUCUGGUUCUUUUCCAAUCCUGAAGCAGUGAAUGUGGGAAGUAGAGGGGACUCGAUAGCGGCAAGCAUCGAAGGGUUGACGAUCGAAGGAGACAUCGACGCGGAGAUUGAUGGGACCCAAUCUGGGCUUUUGCCAUUGCUCGAUCUGGGUGAUGAAGACUCGUCGACCUCGACCACGACUUCGACCUCAAGGCGUGCACAAGAUCGCGUUCACCACCGCGACAAGCGUUCCAGGAAAUCCCACCACUGAGUCAUGGGUCGUGUUCCCCUAGAAUUGUUGCAAAGGUUCAGUUCGGCGGUAAUGGUAUAAUAAAGUCUGGUUCAAGAAGAAGUCGUGUUAAAUCGUGCAAAAGUGCUGGUGUUGAUGUUGCGAUGUCUGUGUGGACGUGAGUUUGUACAUUUUAUGGAAGAGAGAUCCUCGCUAUUCGUACGAUUGGGACUUGUUUGAACAUGGUCUUAAUCCAUAGAGAUAGUGAUGGUUAAACUAUAAGCCUUAACAAGGUUGAUGAAUUUAAAGCAAUUUUCUUUCUCAA